Vigna umbellata (rice bean) is the source of this 1530-nucleotide messenger RNA. Its product is annotated as pectate lyase-like. Gene Ontology annotation, molecular function: pectate lyase activity. The record is from RefSeq and is a predicted model, not a curated record. Lineage: Eukaryota; Viridiplantae; Streptophyta; Magnoliopsida; Fabales; Fabaceae.
CCCACUUCACCACUAAGAACUAAGAAGAAAGAGAAGAGAAAUAAUGGCUGCCCUUUCAUGUUUCAUUCUUCUUUUUGCUCUUUCUCUUCUCACACCCUCUUUUGUUUCUUCCUCUGCAGUUCCAGACCCUGAAUUGGUUGUUCAAGAGGUACAAAGAAGCAUCAAUGCCUCAAGGAGAAACUUGGGUUAUUUAUCAUGCGGAACCGGGAAUCCCAUCGACGACUGCUGGCGGUGCAACCCAAACUGGGAGAACAACCGCCAGAGACUAGCGGACUGCGCCAUCGGGUUCGGCAAGGACGCCAUCGGCGGAAGAAACGGCCGAAUAUACGAGGUCACAGACUCCGGCAACGACGACGCCGUGAACCCAAAGCCGGGAACCCUCCGUUACGCCGCCAUACAAGACGAACCCCUGUGGAUAAUCUUCAAGAGGGACAUGGUCAUCACGCUAAAGCAAGAGCUUCUGGUGAACUCUUUCAAGACAAUCGACGGCAGAGGCGCGAGCGUGCACAUCGCCGGCGGGGGCUGCAUCACCAUACACUACGUAAGCAACGUGAUCGUUCAUGGGAUUCACAUUCACGAUUGCAAGCCCACCGGGAACACCAACAUCAGAGACUCGCCGGAGCACUCCGGGUUUUGGACGAAAUCGGACGGCGACGGAAUCUCCAUCUUUAACUCGAAGCAUAUUUGGAUCGAUCAUAACUCGCUGUCGAAUUGUCAGGAUGGGCUGAUCGAUGCCAUUCAUGGAUCCACCGCCAUCACCAUCUCCAACAAUUACAUGACCCACCAUGACAAGGUUAUGCUUUUGGGACACAGUGAUUCCUACACGCAGGACAAGAACAUGCAGGUCACCAUAGCCUUCAAUCAUUUUGGAGAAGGUCUUGUCCAAAGAAUGCCAAGAUGCAGACACGGGUAUUUUCAUGUGGUGAACAACGACUACACACACUGGGAAAUGUAUGCCAUUGGAGGGAGUGCGAACCCGACCAUCAACAGCCAAGGAAACAGGUUUCUUGCUCCAGACAUUAGGUUCAGCAAAGAGGUAACAAAGCAUGAGGAUGCUCCACAGAGUGAGUGGAUGAGCUGGAAUUGGAGAUCAGAGGGUGACAUGUUCUUGAAUGGAGCAUACUUCAGGCAAUCUGGUGCUGGUGCUUCUUCCAUCUAUGCUAGAGCUUCAAGUCUCAGUGCAAGACCUUCUUCUCUUGUUGGAUCCAUGACCGUCACUGCUGGUGCACUUACCUGCAGAAAGGGAAACCGUUGCUGAUGAUGAACACAUUAUCACUUCAACUAUUAGCCAACAAAUUAAUCAAAUAUAACUGCUGGGGACACCACAAACAAAUUAAUGUGUAUUAAUUUAAUUCACCUUAUGCUUAAAUUGCUUCCCCUUCAGUUACCUAUAUAUAUAUAUUAAUAGAAAUUAAGUUAUACCCACUUGUUUAUUUGCCUUGAGGACUUAAAUACAGCCUCUGCUAUUUGCUUUCCAAGUGCUUUUUCUUCGUUUUAAUUGCAAUUUUGAUUCCUAUAUAGUUACCAUUA